CCUGCACCCCCCACCAAACAGGACUUGCCCCAGAUACUGCCUGCUGCCCAUGCAAUCUCUCCACUGAUUCCUUGACAGUUCUGGUAAAGACAGCUGGUGUCAGCAGAUCCCCUUCUAGCAGGAAUUGGACUGUUGCCUGAGGAGAGGAUACAGGUCCCAUCGGGAUAAAGAGAAGCAGGAGAAUGAUCACAGUCUCUGGAUUAAGUCAACUUCAGCUUCUCUUCGAGGGAUUCUUGAGGAUCAGAGAAUAUCACUGGGAGCAUUUAGUAAGGGAAGGACAUUUCAGAACGCCUUGGACCUGCCCGGUACAUUAUGUCAGCUGUCAAUGACACAAAAUUAAAAACUGUAAUAUUCCUUCUCUCCGGGCUACCGAGUCAUGGAGACACACAUCUCUGGAUUUCUAUCCCCUUCUGCUUCAUGUAUGUUAUUUCAAUAAUAGGAAAUUCAGUUAUUCUGUUCACUGUAAAAAGAGAUCCAAGCCUCAAUGAGCCCAUGUAUAUUUUCAUUUCCAUGUUGGCCGUCACAGACCUUGGCAUAUCGAUAACCACCAUACCGACGAUAAUGGGCAUAUAUUUGUUUAAAUCUAGGGAGAUCAGCCUCAAUGCCUGUUUAGCCCAACUGUUCUUUAUCCACUUGCUUCAAUGCAUUGAAUCCUCUGUGCUUUUGUUGAUGGCCUUUGACCGCUUCAUCGCUAUUCAUAACCCACUGAGAUAUUCUACCAUCUUAACCCCACCGAGAAUAGCCAAGAUGGGACUUGUGGCUGUGCUAAGAGCGAUGGUCAUAAAACUUCCACUUCCCUUUCUCCUGAAACGGUUCCAAUACUGUCGAGCCAAUGUCCUCUCCCAUUCCUACUGCCUGCACCAGGAGGUCAUGAAGAUGGCUUGUUCAGAUAUCACAGUCAACAGCAUCUAUGGAUUGUUUACUAAACUCAUAACAAUGGGGUUGGACUCGCUGCUCAUCUUCCUCUCUUAUGUGAUGAUCCUCAAAACAGUGCUGAGCAUUGCAUCCUACAAGGAGUCCCUGAGGGCCCUGAACACCUGCGUCUCCCACUUCUGCACCCUCCUGCUCUUCUACACACCAGAGAUCAGCUUGUCUCUGAUACACAGAUUCGGGGAGGGCUCUUUUCCGUUAUUUCAGAUUCUCAUAGGCUACAUCUCCCUGCUUCUCCCACCGAUGAUAAAUCCAAUUGUGUACAGUAUGAAAAGCAAACACCUUCGUGUAAGGAUAAUCAGGAUGUUCAUCAAGUGA
Molecule: messenger RNA, 1248 nt
Organism: Malaclemys terrapin pileata
Lineage: Eukaryota; Metazoa; Chordata; Testudines; Emydidae
Product: olfactory receptor 51G2-like
Exons: 4
Coding region: 313-1248 (311 amino acids)
Biological process (GO): G protein-coupled receptor signaling pathway
Cellular component (GO): membrane
Molecular function (GO): olfactory receptor activity; G protein-coupled receptor activity
Source: RefSeq, a predicted model, not a curated record